Trematosphaeria pertusa is the source of this 2742-nucleotide messenger RNA. RefSeq lists its product as uncharacterized. Bases 1 to 2742 code for a protein of 913 amino acids. NCBI's taxonomy places the organism in Eukaryota, Fungi, Ascomycota, Dothideomycetes, Pleosporales, Trematosphaeriaceae. The record is from RefSeq and is a predicted model, not a curated record. The transcript has 2 exons.
AUGAUGACCAGCGUCGUCAUCCCCUCCAAGACUCCUGGUCUGCGGAGGUAUUCUUACAACAACGACCUUACCCCUCCGAUUCCCCCGCGACGUAACUCCCUAGCCGUGCCGCCCCUCAAGCUGACAGCCGUUACGCAGUCUGGCGGGAUGGACUCGAGGUAUUACCGGCCCUCCUCACCGCGGGCCCGGCUAUCAAACCCAGCGAGAUCGUCGACCGGCACCUUUGACCCAAACUACGACUCGGCAUACUAUGCACGCCCGCGUUCGCCCAGGUCAAGUGCCGACAGGAUCCCAGGCGCCCACCACCCACAAUACAGCUAUGCCCCGAGCAGCUCGUCUGGCUCGCGCUCCUCGAACCUCAAGUACGACUCAUAUUCAGGACGACCGCGGCGGAACACGCUGAAUGAGUCCGACGACCGCUUGGUCAGGCCCAACCUGCCCAACGUCAAUCUUGCGCCGACCGCGGCUAUUCCCAUCCGCACUCACGGGCUCCAUGGCCAUCACGAACGUCCAUCGAGCCCUCUAGCGCAGUCCUGGGAUAGUCGCGGAGAUACAUACAUCACGCACGGUGCCCCGCAGCGGCGAGAGCACAAGCGGAUAUACAGUGUGGAUGACGAUAGUCUUCAGUCGAAGCUCAUCUCCGAGAAGGACAUCAUACCAGCAGGCCGUCGAGAUGCGGGUGACUCCCGGCCCUACAGUACCUCUAGUGGCGGCAGGACCUAUCAUCAGCAUAAGCCUCUUAUCCGGGCCACCGACGUCGGCGAUGACGGCUAUUCCUACACGGAUCCAGCGAGCAUGUAUCGUGACACCGAGCCAGCAUGGCGGCGGCCACGAUCCGGCAGUAUAGAGCGCGGGUCGCGCCCCACCAGCAUGAUUUUGGAUCGUGGUCCGCGCACCUCCAACCGAGAACUGGGGCCUCCCCCAUCGACUCGCGGAUUCGACAAGAUCAACAAUCUUGGCAGAAACGGCAGCCAACACCACGCCCGGUCAUCGUCUAUUGAGAAGGCCAGCAGGGAUGUUCCCAAGUACGACCCUUACCCAGAGGCAAUUCCCACACGCUCGUCUUCAACCCGUCAUCCUGCGGCCACCAUCCACCAAGAGCCUCGGGAGCAUCGGCGAGAGACAUACCAUGACGAGUACGACCGCCGAGAUAGAGAUGUCGAGAAUCGGCGCUACAACACGGCCGACCGGUUCGAAGACCGCGACGUGGCUACCCGCGGUUUCGGCAUUGCUCCGGGAAGUUCUAGCCUUGCACGUGACCCGUCACUUGACCGCCAGCCCAUUUGGAAUCCCCAAGAUGCGGGGCGGAGGCCGGAAGAAUAUGGCAACCAGUACUAUCCUUCAGAUUCUGCGGGUGCCCGAAUGCCAGAGGCUCGGAUCCCACGCGAACCGCGCGAGCGAGAUAUUGCUCCAGCGUACGAGGAGCGUCCAAGAGAGCGAGAUCCAGACCGCCGUGACAGCAACCAUAUCGCUCCUGCUGCCGCGCCCGUUGCUGGUGCAGCUGCUGGCGCGGCUGCAACAUAUGGCGCUGCUGAGCUCUUGAAACCGCGAGACCGAGACCGAGAUCGUGACCGUGACCGUGAUCGUGACCGUGAGCGAGAUGUGGAGAAAGAGCGUGAGCGCCGUAGGGAGCGGGAUGAACGAGAGCGGCGUGAUCGAGUUCCCGACGAUCGUCGUGAUGACAGGCGCGAUAGAGCACCAGAGGAGCGUCGAGACCGAGCGCCCGAAGAGCGUCUGCCACCUGCCGCCGCUGCCGCUUACGCUCCAACGCAAGACGCGGAUCGCAAGUCUCGUGAGCGCCGAUACGAAGAUGAGGAUCGCGAAAGGAGGCCACGGAAGGCACCUUCGGAGGAGGAAAGCGGUGAUGAACGACCUCGUCAUUAUGUUGACAGAGAUGCUGCUAGAGAGAGCGAGCGCCGGAAGGAUCCGGCUCCUCAGGAAGCCGCUCUGGACCCCGACGAAGAAUACCGCCGACGCGUGGCCCAGGAGAUGGCGCGAAGUGGCCGACCUCGCGAUCUCAGUGAUGAUGAUCGGGAAACGGAACGCCGAAGACGAAGGGAAGAGAGGGAGAAGUCCCGCGAUCCUAUCGACCACCGCCCUCGUCCGCCUCAGUCGAAUGUUGCGGAACCGCCACAUUCUCGUUACGAUGAGCGUUCAUCUAGCGUGUUCGAUAAAGAUAUCGUGCAGGAGCCUGACUCGCUCAACCCAGCGUCUGAAAAGCAAUCGAGCAAGUCGGUUCAGAUUGUCGCUCCCCCCAAGGAACCUCCACCUCAGCCUAAGGGCAUUCUUCGCAAGCCGACCGCAAAGUUCCCCGAGGAUCCCGAGCCUAUCCGGGAGGGUGUUGCCCCGCAUAAGAAUGCGCUGAAGGGCAAGGACAUCCCAGUUAACGCUCGAUGGACCAAGAUCGAUCGCAGACUCGUUAAUCCGGAAGCCCUCGACGAAGCUAAGGAACGUUUUGAGGAGCGGUUGGACUGUGUUAUCGUCUUGAGAGUCCUGACGAAACAAGAGAUUCAAAAGCUGGCCGACCGGACUAAGGAGAUUCGCGAAGCUAGGGAGGAUGAGUACGACCAUCAUGAGCGUCGAGAUCGCGACCGACGAAGCCACCGGAGUCAUCGCGAUGACGAGGACAGGGACCGACGUCGGGGCGACUACGACGACGAUAGCGAUGACAAUGAUGUCGGACGCGACCGAGGGCGCGACAGGGACCGAGAUCGACCUCGGCAGAUUGAGCCCCCAAGGUGA